AUGCCGCUCGGGCUCAAGUACAACACUCUCUCCAGGAGUAGCCCAUGCAUCGUGGCUGCGCACAAUCUCCGCGAUUGGAGCCUGAAUCGUCGGCGCUUGGUUCCUGAGCAGACCGCCAGCUCACCGGACUUCUCGCACCUGGACCGCAUUGACCUCAUCGGAGGCAAUGGCAGGUGGCGCCAGAUACGCGCAGAAGAGGAGUUUGCACGGCGAGCAGUAGAAGAAGAGAAGCGUCUCCGAGCGCAGCAGGAGGAAGAGGAAAAGAGGCGCCAGCGGAAGCUCGCCCUUCAGGCAAAGCGCCGCCGUUUGCAGGAAGAGGAAGAGAGGAGACGGAAAGAAGAGCGUGAACGCCAACAUCAAGAGACGGUCCGGAUCGAGGAACUAAAACGGAUCGAGGAGGAGCGUGAGAGGCACCGCAAAGAGCAGGAGGAGAAGGAUUGGCUGGCCAGGCAGCCCAAGCCAUGCCAGGUUUGCUCAGGCACAGGGAAAUGCAUACAAUGCGUGGGCAUCGGCCACAAUCCCGUGCUGUACCUGGCGGCUAAUGUGACGGGAAAAAACACGAAGGGAGACUAUGGCCGGCGACUACAAGGCUGUGAUGGCUGCUUCGGGUUCAAGCAGAACAUGAUGGCUGAUCUGAAGAAGGGCACUGGUCGUUGUCCAAGCUGCGAUGGCUGGGGCAAGAUCAGACCAGACAUAGACCUCACCUCGCCGACCGGCCGAACGAAGAGGAACAGCGUCUGUGCUGCACCCACCGGCUUUUUCUCUAUCGGCUGA
Molecule: messenger RNA, 774 nt
Organism: Symbiodinium sp. CCMP2592
Lineage: Eukaryota; Dinophyceae; Suessiales; Symbiodiniaceae
Source: the annotation of a GenBank genome assembly